This is a messenger RNA of Aspergillus neoniger CBS 115656, 1894 nucleotides long. RefSeq names its product putative lipase. The record is from RefSeq and is a predicted model, not a curated record. Bases 195 to 1712 code for a protein of 505 amino acids. The transcript has 2 exons. Lineage: Eukaryota; Fungi; Ascomycota; Eurotiomycetes; Eurotiales; Aspergillaceae.
GGGAGACCGACCAUUUGAAGGUCAGACAGAAUGCUGACCCUUGAGAGAUAAUGCAAAUAUCCUCAGUCAGACGCAUCCAAUCGCUCCAUUGUCCGGUAACCAUGGGCUUGCGCUUCUGAUGUCUAGACUGCGACUGGAUCUUGGCUCUCUCCAAGUCAAGACUGCAAAUCAAUGACGAAGGAGUAAAUCAGCAUAUGAGACCGAGGCCUGUCAAGAAGAAUCGGAACACUUCCUGGUGUCAGAUACGAGGCACACUUGUUCUGGCUAUAUCCGUCAGCGGUUUCUCUCUGCCCGGGCGGCUGUCUGCCCUAGCUAGACGUCUCCUUUGUGGGGUAUUCUUGAGCCCUGUAUGCCUCUGCAUUUCAGUUCCCCAACAACCCUCGCCUGUGCCAGAUUCGGACCAUGAUCUUGUCUCAGUUUUGUCGAAUGCAGCCAAAGAUCCCAUGGUGAAUAAGAAGGUAUCGUCUGUGGCUGCGGGUAUUAUAUCAGGUCUUGCAACAAACGAGAAAUUGCAACAACCUGGGGAUGAGCAGGUGCAAUUGGCACUGAAAAGGAUCGAGGCAUUAUUCACCAAGAAGAGUAGCUCGACAAUGCUGGAUUUUGCAAACGACAUAGCAGCCUCAGGCCUAGUUACCCCCAAGAUCCUCACCGUCUUGAAUGGUUAUCCGAACGCCAAAAUUAACUCGGCUCAUAACCUAAACCCCGACCUCAAAAGCGGAAGUAUAUACCCGUCUAAAGCGACCGAGGAUGCACCGUAUUCCAUCCCAGAAGCAGCUCUUAGAGAGGCUAUCUAUAUGCCAUCUUUCUCCCAAGGGGAGAACAGCAGUGGAAGGAAACCAGUGAUCUUGGUUCCAGGAACGGCCGCACCUGCUGGAACAUCGUUUUAUUAUAAUUUCGGAAAGUUGGGCAACGCUAUCCCGGAAGUUGACUUGGCUUGGGUCAAUAUACCCCAAGCCUCUCUGGGAGACGUCCAGGUUACCGCUGAAUACAUCGCAUAUUCCAUUAACUACAUAUCCAGUCUCUACCAGUCCAAGGUUAACAUCAUCUCUUGGUCCCAGGGCGGGUUGAACACACAGUGGGCCCUCAAAUAUUGGCCAUCCACGCGGGGCUCAGUGGAGGAUUUCAUUGCAAUAAGCCCUGAUUUCCGAGGGACUGUUGAGGCCAGGCUGGUGUGCCCCUGGCUAGCGGGGAUAAUGUGCACCCCCGCACUGUGGCAGCAGGGGUGGGACGCUAAGUUCGUUCGCACCCUGAGGGCACUCGGGGGUGAGUCGGCGUAUGUUCACACGACGACCAUCUACUCUUCCUUUGACGAGGUUGUGCAGCCGAUGGAUGGAGACCAAGCAUCUGCGAUCCUCCAGGAUGCACGUGGAGUUGGCGUGUCCAAUAAUCACUUACAGUCUAUUUGCGCCCACAAGCCCGCAGGAGGAUUGUACACGCAUAAAGGAGUGCUAUACAACCCACUUGCUUGGGCGCUUAUCAUCGAUGCGCUAACUCAUGAUGGGCCCGGUAACCCUUCGCGAGUCAACGUCACCACGGUGUGUCAGCAAUCAAUUCCUCCACAGCUCGGUCUGGACGACUUGCUAGGCACAGAAGGACUUGUACUAGUAGCUCUGUCGGAAACCCUGAGGUAUAGACCGAAGACAUUCGCGGAACCCGAAAUCAUAGGCUAUGCCGCUUCAGCGCCCGGAGUAGGGGUGAAAUACCGAACUUGAAGGAUGAGAGAAGUAGUAGGCAGAUAGGUGGUCACUGCACCCCAUACGUACACAUCUGUAUUUAGGUUUAUACUUGGCUACAGCCAAGCACUCUCUGCGCAGGCCAACGAUCACUUCCCAGAAGGGGAUCCCUGUGGCUCGAGAUGAGCUUGACCUUAUAGGCUAAUGCAUUCGUUUCACGG